Molecule: messenger RNA, 3133 nt
Organism: Brassica napus (rape)
Lineage: Eukaryota; Viridiplantae; Streptophyta; Magnoliopsida; Brassicales; Brassicaceae
Product: CBS domain-containing protein CBSCBSPB2
Exons: 2
Coding region: 811-2457 (548 amino acids)
Molecular function (GO): protein binding
Source: RefSeq, a predicted model, not a curated record
UUUUAGUAUGGUUUUUUGUAUUUCAGAAGUGCUUUUAAAAAAUACAUAAACAUACAUCUUUUAAAACACUGAAAGAAUGUCAAUUUAAGCUACUAUUUAAGAAAUUACAUAUAUAAUGCCAUGGGUUGCUAAAAAAAACAUAUAUAAUGUCAUGAUGAUAUAAGUAACGGAAAGAACAUUUUAAUUGCUAUUAUACUAAAUCGAAUUCACUAAAUAAUAAGUUCUUGAUUUUAGUUCUUAUAUCCAAACCAUAUUUAUGAUAAAAUGAAAUUAAUAUAUGGUCUAUUUUCACAAUUGUACCCUUUCCUUUCACCUCAUAAUGUUAUCCUCAUGACAAAAAAAAAAAAAGUCAACAAAAAUUAAUUUCUACUAUUUUCACCAAUUAGUACACCCAAACUGUAUUGACAUAGCUAGAUUAACAAUAAUAACAGAAUUAUGGUCUUCAUCUUCUUCUUUCUUUCAGGGUGAGUUGUUAAGAAAAAUAGAAAAUAGCUAAAAAGGAAAAGAAAAAGGGAAACAGAUAACAAAUAAUCUUAUUUCUGGAAUUCAAAGCCUCUAUGGAUUCUCUCAAGAUCAAACAUAUAAAUUUCGUAAUCUGUUAAUAUGGUUUUUGCUCAUAGAAGAUGAAACUUGACACCCACGUUUGAUUUGAAAAAGAACACCAACCCUACCAAAUAUCCAUUACGCCCACAUCAAUCUCAAGCUUUUCAUCAUCAUCUGGUGUUUAUUAUUGGAUUCUCAUCGUUAAUCCAUUGGUCUGAAUGGCAUAUUGAAGGGUGAUUAAGAGAACCACCUUACAUACUCCUAAACAUGACUUCAUCUGGUAAAAGAAGCACAAGGCGAGGAUCAUCAUCAGCUUCCAAGAAACCGGUUCUCCAACCCCAGGAUAGUGGAAGCAGUAGCCUAAAUGAGAACCCCUCACCCAAACCCGGUUCACCUCUCCCUGAACCGGUUUCUUCAAACACCGAGAGAACCGUCAAGACGCUACGAUUAUCCAAAGCCAUCACCAUCCCCGAGGGAACGACCGUCUUCGACGCUUGUCGAAGAAUGGCUCGUAAAAAAGUCGAUGCAGUUCUUCUAACAGACUCAAGCGCUCUUCUUUCAGGCAUUGUCACCGACAAGGACAUAGCAACAAGAGUGAUCGCAGAAGGGUUAAGACCAGAACACACUCUUGUCUCCAAAGUCAUGACAAGAAACCCUAUCUUCGUCACUUCGGAAUCUCUCGCCAUCGAGGCACUUGAGAAGAUGGUUCAAGGGAAGUUCAGACACUUACCGGUCGUAGAGAACGGUGAAGUCAUCGCUCUUUUAGACAUAACAAAAUGCCUCUACGACGCUAUCUCUCGUAUGGAGAAAGCAGCUGAGCAAGGAAGUGUUUUAGCUGCUGCUGCUGUGGAAGACAUUGAACGUCAAUGGGGAAGUGACAACACCUCAGCUCCAUAUCCUUUCGUUGAAACGUUAAGAGACCGUAUGUUCAAGCCUGCCUUGUCCACAAUCAUUACAGAACACUCAAAAGUUGCACUCGCGUCUCCCUCAGAUCCCGUCUUCGUAGCGUCCAAAAAGAUGCGUGAUCUACGUGUUAACUCAGUGAUCAUAACCGUUGGAAACAAGAUCCAAGGCAUUCUAACGUCAAAGGACAUAUUGAUGAGAGUCGUGGCUAAGAAUAUCUCCCCUGAGUUAACUCUUGUGGAGAAAGUAAUGACACCAAACCCUGAAACUGCAUGCAUGGAGACAACAAUAGUCGACGCGUUGCAUGUCAUGCAUGAAGGCAAAUUUCUACACCUUCCGGUUUUAGACAAGGACGGGUACGUAGUAGCGUGUGUUGACGUAUUGCAAAUAACUCACGCGGCUAUGUCCACCGUUGAGAGUAGUCCAGGAGCUGUUAGCGACAUGGCCAACACCAUGAUGCAAAAGUUUUGGGACUCGGCUCUCAGUUUAGACCCGCAUCCACCUGAGGAUUACGAAACUCACAGCGAUUUGUCGUCUACGAUGUUGUUGAACUCGGAGGGAGGAGGAGGAGUAGACUCCGGGAAGCUGCAAUCUUGUGGGAGUGUGAGUUUGUUUGCUUUUAAGUUCGAAGAUCGUAAAGGGAGAGUGCAUAGGUUUGAGUCGACGGGGGAGAGUUUUGAGGAGGUGAUGAGUGGUGUGGUGCAAAGAUGUGAUGAUGGCGAUCUAGGGGUUCAGAUAAUGUACGAGGAUGAUGAAGGUGACAAGGUUUUGAUUAGUAGGGACAGUGAUGUUGUUGCUGCGGUUGCUUUUGCUAGGUCUUUGGGACAAAAGGUUUUGAGAUUGCAUGUGGAUUUUGCGGAGAUGGUGAGUGUUGAGAGAAGUGGAGAUUUGUUUGAGGGGAGUUGUGGUGAUGGCUGCGGUUGGGUUUGGUGGCAGGCUGGAGUUGUGGCUGGGGCUGUUGUCUUGACGAGCUUAGGUUUUCUUGUUUACCUGAAGCGUUCCAAGAAAUGAUAUGUAUUUUAAAUGAUUUAAAUCGAAAAUGUGGUUUUUGUCUUUUUCGAUUAACAUUUGUAAAACUAGUUCCUGUAAUGAUAUUAUUAUUGUUGCGAAAAAACGAUGAUGUCUACUAAUCUAUUUUUUUCAACUUCUUCAGUGUAAAAAGUAAAAAAUGCAGGCUGUGGGGUUCGAACCCACGCGCACUUAUGUGCAGAAGAACUUAAGUCUUCCCCCUUAACCACUCGGGCAAACCUGCUUAUUGGAAAACAAGGUGUAUAUUCAUACAUCACUUGCUAGUUGUUUACAACGUUUAUAACCGAGAAGAACGAUUCUGGUUGAUCCAAUUAAUUUGGUAUGAGUGCCUUUGCGCUCUAGUGAUCUUACGAGAGUGGAAAACUUAUGGAAACGUUCAACAAACGCAAACAGAUUUUUUUCAUAUAGUGUGCGGUUAUAAGUUUCAAAGAAACACAUUUUUACCAGACAUUAAGCUGCGUAGAACACUUUUGCUGAUAAAAUCAGCCUCUACGCCAUCCACACAUGAAAUUAAAAGAAGCCGAAAUUAGAUUAUAAAAGAAGAGCUGCUGUCCUCUUUAAAGGCAGAGCUAUCUCAGGUUUUUUUCUUACAAAAAUAAGCAACUUAAUCCCAACAAGAGUGGUUUGGAAAAUAAACCAACAAAGGGAGAAAAAAAAA